UAAAAAAAAUUCGUGCAUAUGUUAUUUAUGGUGCGAACGAUCAAAAGAUCCAAGUCGAAGACGUCUUGUCACUUAUCUAAAAAAAAAGAGAAGAAAAAAACAGAAGGCUUCGCAAGCAUGAGUCUUAAAGUUAUUAACAAAGUUAUACCCGGUUUGUUCCGGUUGGCACCGACGCGUACACAGGUACCAACUCCGGAAUGCGCCGCGUCCCGUCGGCGGAAGUGUGAUCGCGGAGAACGUGUCUCUUCCGAGUUCGUCGCGGAGGAGACGUGUUUCUCUCUCUCUCUGUCUCUUUCUCUCUCUUCCGAGUUCGUCGUGAUCGAGGGACCGAGGACGAUGCGCGCGGCGAUACGUCCGACGAGCAUCGGAUUCCGGUGGGGUGUGCUUGCGGGUCAGAGUCCUCGGCACGUUGACCAUCGCCGAGAUCUGCGUGCGGCACGCUGGGUCACGUCCACGGCUGCGUCUGCGGUGAUCUAUCGUACACGGAAGAACACAGGUCAAUCGAAGAUCAUGACGAGGAUACAAUAUCCCGAGGCGCGCAGGGACGAGAGCGUCGUCGAUGAUUAUCAUGGCGUUGAGAUAAAAGAUCCAUACAGAUGGUUGGAAGAUCCAGAUUCGGCAGAAACGAAAGCUUUUGUUGAUGCCCAGAAUGCCAUCACUAAACCAUAUCUGGCUGCAUGUAAAGCGCAUGACAAUAUUCAUGAGCGUUUGAAACAAUUGUGGGAUUUUCCAAAAUACUCAUGCCCUGCCAAACAUGGCAGAAAAUAUUACUUUUAUAAAAAUACUGGUUUGCAAAAUCAAAGUGUCUUAUAUGUACAAGAUACUCUUGAAAGUGAGCCGAGGGUGUUUCUUGAUCCAAAUACUCUUUCCGAAGAUGGAACCGUCGCAAUUACUAGUAGUAGUUUUAGUGAGGAUGGUAGCAUCUUUGCAUAUGGAUUAUCUAAAAGUGGCUCUGACUGGAGUACUAUUCAUUUUCUGAAUGCACAUACUGGUGAAAAAUAUCCAGAAAUUCUGGAGAAGGUAAAAUUUUCGCCAAUUACAUGGACCCACGACAAUCGUGGUAUUUUUUAUGGACAAUAUCGAGAUCAGCAAGGGAAGACCGAUGGUUCGGAAACAUUAGGUAAUGAAAAUCAAAAGUUAUGCUACCACAUUGUUGGUACAUCACAAUCGGAUGAUGUCGUCGCGGUUGAGUUUCCUGAGGAACCAUUGUGGAGGAUAGGUGCAGAAGUGUCUGAUUGCGGCAAUUGGCUAAUUGUCACUCCUCUGAAGGACUGCAGAGAUAAUUUAGUAUAUUUUACACCAUUAAAAAAUGGAAUGGAAAUCAAGAAUAACCUACCACUGACACAAGUUGUUGAUAAAUUGGAAGCAGAUUAUGAAUACGUGACUAAUAUUGGCAGCAAAGCUGUGUUCCGUACAAAUAAGAAUGCACCUAAUUACAAGUUGAUAGCUAUAGAUUUGUUAGAUUAUCAGCAAGAAAAAUGGGUUGAUCUUUUACCAGAACAUCCUGAGAAUGUACUGGAUUGGGCUAAUGCUGUAGAUGGAGAUAAAUUUGUUGCUUGUUACAUACAGGAUGUUAAGAACAUUUUGCAACUCCAUUGCUUGAAUACUGGUAAUAUGCUUAGAACAUUUUCUCUUGAUCUUGGCACUGUUAUCGGAUUCUCAGGGGAAAAAAAAUAUUCUGAAAUAUUUUAUCAGUUUACCUCAUUCUUAACUCCGGGCAUUAUAUAUACAAUUGAUUUGAAAAACGAAGAGGAGCCACGAAUCUUGCGAGAAAUCAAAGUAAAAGGUUUUGAUGCGAGUUUGUACAAGACUAGUCAAAUAUUUUAUAAAAGCAAAGAUGGUACAAAAAUUCCCAUGUUUAUAGUAACAAAAAAUAAUGCUGUAUUAGACGGAACUAUGCCAGGCUUACUUUAUGGAUAUGGUGGUUUCAAUGCAAGUAUUCAACCUACAUUUAGUGUGACAAGACUUGUCUUUAUACAACAUUUCAAUGGAGUUCUUGCUGUUGCUAAUGUUCGCGGAGGAGGUGAAUAUGGAGAGAGAUGGCAUAAUGCAGGACGCUUUUUUAAUAGACAAAAUGUAUUUGAUGAUUUUCAAUACGCGGCUAAAUAUCUUGUAGAAAACGGGUAUACUACCUCUGCGAAAUUAACAAUUCAAGGUGCCAGUAAUGGCGGUCUGGCUGUUGCUGUAUGUAUAAAUCAAAGACCUGAUCUAUUUGGUGCUGCUAUAGCUCAAGUUGGAGUUAUGGAUAUGUUACGCUUUCAUAAGUUUACCAUCGGUUCUGCUUGGGUCUCAGAUUAUGGCAGUUCCGAUGAUCCCAAGCAUUUCGAGAACUUAUUAAAAUAUUCACCACUACAUAAUGUGAGAGUACCACCAGAUGACAUACAAUAUCCGGCAACGUUGCUUCUAACUGCUGAUCACGAUGACCGCGUCGUGCCAUUGCAUACUCUUAAAUUAACAGCGACUCUUCAACAUGUUCUUGGAAAUAUACCAAAACAGAAAAAUCCUUUACUUGCAAAAAUAGAUACUAAGGCAGGCCAUGGCGGUGGAAAACCGACUAUGAAAGUGAUUGAAGAAAGUACCGACGUCUUAUCGUUUAUUGCGCAAUCUUUGGACUUGGAAUUUAAAGUGUAAUAACUACUCAAAUAAAAA
Messenger RNA from Pogonomyrmex barbatus (red harvester ant), 2649 nucleotides. Its product is annotated as prolyl endopeptidase. NCBI's taxonomy places the organism in Eukaryota, Metazoa, Arthropoda, Insecta, Hymenoptera, Formicidae. Gene Ontology annotation, biological process: proteolysis. Gene Ontology annotation, molecular function: oligopeptidase activity; serine-type endopeptidase activity. The record is from RefSeq and is a predicted model, not a curated record. Gene Ontology annotation, cellular component: cytosol.